GCGGCGCCGGUUCACGUCCCCGAGCCCCUGCCAUUACCCGGCCGGCUCCCCCCCAAAAAAACAGGCGGGUUUGAAGAAAAAACAGCGAGUUUCUGGAAAAGACGGUUUUCAGAAAAACGGCGAGUUUCUAAAAAAGCAGCAGGUUUGCAAAAAAAAAAAAAAAAAAACCGGAAUUUCCCCCCAAAGCAGCAGAUUUGCGAAAAAUCCCAGCGACUUCCCGAAAAAGCGGCUGAUUUGGAAGAAAAGCAGCAAGUUUCUGAAAAAGCAGCAGGUUUGCAAAGCAAACCCAGCAAGUUACUGAAGAAGCAGUGGAGUCGCCAAAAAAAAAAAAAAAACCAGCAACCAAAAAACCCCCAAGUUUCUGAAAAAGCAGCGAGUUUCCAAAGAAAAAUAAAGCCAAUUUCCAAUCCGCUGUGGGCGAGCGAGCGUUAUCCGAAGAGUUUCGCUGCCAGACGCUGAUAAACAUCCCUCGGCUGAGCUGAGCACCGGACACCAUGGAUGCACGGCGCUGGAGGGGUCUCCCGCCCGGGAAUCUUUCCGACUGUCCCAACGGCUCCCGCUGGGUGAUGGACGUGUUCAACGAAUGCGCCCAGGACGGCCAGGACAUCGCCAGCGUCGUACUGGGUCUGGUUUCCAUCUUCUGCUUUGCGGCUGCCUCUUUUCCGCAGUUUUACCAAGCCUGCAAAACAGGCAUCAUGGACCGGGCUCUAUCCAUAUAUUUCCUGCUGGGAUGGCUGGGCGGAGACCUCCUAAACCUCAUCGGUUCCUUCCUGGCCGAUCAGUUGCCCCUGCAGGUUUACACAGCUGUUUACUACGUGCUCGCAGACCUGGUGAUGCUGUCUCUCUACUGCUAUUACAAAGUGAAGAAUCGGGGCGGAGGAUUUGCUGCCCCAAUCAACGCAGCCUUUGUCUUCCUUUCCCUGGGGACGGUGUCGACCGUGUCCUUCUUGGGCAGAGGUGCUGCCAUGGUGCAGGACCCGGCGACGUUCAAAGGGAGGUCUCUGCUGUCCGCUCGCGUGGAUGAGUUUGGGUCGAAGCCUUUCACCAGGAGCAAGAUCAUUGGCUUCACCAUCGGCUCCAUCUCCUCCGUGCUGUACCUGUGCUCCCGAGUCCCCCAGAUCUACACUAACUACAAGAGGAAAUCCACCACCGGCGUCUCCUACUCCCUCUUUGCCCUGGUCAUGCUGGGGAACUUGCUCUACGGCCUCAGCGUCCUCCUGAAGAACCCCGAGCCGGGGCAAGGCGAAGGCGACUACGUCCUGCGCCACCUCCCCUGGCUGGUGGGCAGCCUGGGCGUCCUUUCCCUCGACGUGGUUAUCUCCUUCCAGUUCCUUGCUUAUCGGAGAGGAACACCCGCUGCCUGUGGAGAGAGGGAUGCUCUUCUCAGCGAGCGGGGUGACAGCCUGGAGAGCUGACAAAGGGACCGGCCCCGGAGUGAGAAUAGGAUGAUGCAGACGAGAAAGCUGGCCUUAACGCCGGGCAAACCAGCCCCUCCAUCCUGGUGGCUCUUGGGAGAGGAGGACCUGAGCCAGUGGGUGACAUGUUGUGCUGCUAAGACGCUAAGCCCGGCCAGGUGGCAGAGGGUGCUGCUGAGAGACCUUGUGGCUCUUUGAUACCAAUGAUGCUAUCAGGAUAAACAGGGAGUUAUUUGAUACCUCAAAAGGUCGCUCUUCGCUGCUCUCACACCCGACCGCUGAGCUCGGUCACUUGUGCUUUACCUGCUGUCUCUCCAGGGUGAUCUGGAGCUUCCCCAGUAUUGGCAAACGUUAGAAGAGCCUAAGGGGUUGCGGGGAGGGGACAGAGAUGACGGACAUGCCACGAACACGAGCACCCCUUAUCUCUGUGGGCCUCAUGUCUCCACCAGUGAGCUCUUUCUGGAAGAUAUAGCAGUGACUGGAACCAGCUCAGAAGGAAGGAGCAGCAUAACCAAAGCGUUUCAGUCCACACAUACCUAUUUUAAUUAGCACAGCUCACAUGUCUAUAAAAAAAGUCCCUGCCCCACAUACCUCCUUUGGUUUUAUUUUGCCAGUUCAUCUGGCAGCUCCUGCCUCUUUCUUAAUGCAUGUUAUAGUCCCCAUUUCUCUGACUUCUCACUUCUUGCCUCACCCACGUUUAAAUCACAAGGAUUUCUUGGGGAAGUUGCUUCAUCGCUUUCUGGUUAGCUGCGGAGGCAGUUACCCAGGCAGAAGAUGCUGCCUCCCUGCUCAGUCUGGUUUUUGGUCCUGCCCUCUCCCAUUGAUGAAUUUAUGCCCAACACUGAUGAAUUUAUCCCCCUCCCGAGGCCCUGCACACCAGCACGGUGGCUCCUUGACCGCAGCAGGGCUGGAAACCGCAGCGGUUUGGGAAAAGCCAUGUCCCCAGCAGGAGAGAUGCUUUCGGGUGGGUAGGGGGAGAGCGGUGGCGUAGCCAGGAGAUGGCUGCUUCAGCCUGGCACUGUGGGCUCCCUCCUGUGUGCCGAGCUAUUUCUGCUGGGGAGGAGCAGCUCGAUCUCACUGGGCAAGCAAGAAGAAUAUCAACCAAAGCUUGCAGGCCCUUCAAGAAAAGUUAGCACAAGUUGUCCUUUUAAAAACAAGAACUUUCCUUUUCCUGCAGUCACUCUUAGCUUUUCUUUUUGCUCCCCUUUUCUCCUUCUCCAGCUGCUUUCCCAAUACCCAACGCUUCCCCGCUGCCCACCCAUGCAGCUCCCUGCUCCGUGCCCCUUCUGGGUUUAGCUGUAUUAUCACAAAUUUACAAUUAGUCAGUCCCAUGACAUUUGUCCUUGCCAGUAUUUGGAGCUGAGUCAUGUUUUCAGAAAGGAAAAUUAUUUUUUCAGGCUCUUUGACCCUCCCCUCAACAAAGCUGGUGGCUUUUUCACUCCAUUAAUUCACAAUUCUCGUGGUCGAUGGGGCUGCUCGCCUCUUCCCUGGCCUCAAGCCAGCAGCAUUUCCUCUGCUUUUUCCCUAGGAGUUGCAGAAAAACAUUUCAUAUCCAGUACUAAUACAAACCACAAGCAGAGUCCUAGCAAGGUAGAAAGCACAGCUUCGUUAGACCUCAAUACCUAUUUAUUACAGAUAAAGACCCUGGGGCUUGGUUUUAUUAAAGGAGUGUUUUUUGACAUUUGCUAGCUCAGCCCUGAAGUGCUGGGGAAGGCACGGUUGGUUUACCGAGAGCGGGAUUUACUAAGCUGACCUACGGCAGGGGGGUAGGAUGGAAUUUGGCACACCUACGUUAUGGAAACAAAGCUUCAUGACACUAGAUAAUUGCCAUGUACCAGCUGACCAAGAGCUUUUCUUAAAACCAAAAAAAACCACCUCUAAUAUAAGGAGGUAAUAAAAAAAAAAAAACCUAUGUUUAUGUGCCAGCAGCCAUCUAGGUGGUGGUGGAUGGAAAUUCAUGUCGCAAAAAGGCUCUCACUGAGGUUAUCAUCCCUCCGAGACUGUAAUGCAGCCCUGUCCCCCAAAGAACCUGCAAUUUAAGAUUUUGCAGAGGCAAGUGUUAAACCAGAAAAGGCACGGACCAGAAACAACUUGUCCCGGAGUGAGAACGUAAGCCGGUGGUAGGCUGGGGGCUGUAGCAGCCCAGCCAAAGCUGGAGGUUAGUAGGCAAACCAUCAGGCUCCACUGCUUUGAGAAGAGAAAGAGGAAUAAACUGCUGCUGCAGCUGCAUCAAUCCUCCGGCUCGUACCUGUACGACUGCUCUGCGGAAAGGGUAUAUCCCCGCACACAAGCAGUUAGGGUGUCUCUGUAUAGCCCAAGCCUGUACAUUAAAUUUAUCUGAGAUGAGAUGUGGCUUUGGAGAAGGAAAACAAACCCCCUGAAAGCUUUAGCAUGCAACAACUGGAAACAGGCGAGAGGAACAGCGAGUCUCCCCCCUCCUGGGCUAACACGCUCCUUUCUGAGCUUCAAGAGUUCACGCAAACUUAUCCCCAGCUUCAAAAAAGGUUCUGCCUUGGACAGAACCAAGAGACGACAACAACAGAAUCUCAACGUGUUCCCCUUGGGGAUCCCAGCUUUGAGGCAAGCACGUGUGCACCUUUCCCCAGCCUGCGUCCCAUAUGAGCUGCAUUAUACAGACCAGAGGCCCCCGGGUAAAUACUGCGGCACGGGACCGUAAUCGCCUGCAGAUGUCUGGAUGUGAAAUAGGUCACAUUAGAAAAGCAAAAUUAAGAGCACGUUAAUCAAUAUUAAUGCCAACAGUCUCAGUUUACAUAGGUUCACCCAAAGGCUGAUUCCAACGGCCACGUGCAGGAAGAGCCCAGCAGGUAUUUGCUUUCUCAAUUUUGCCAGGAUUAAGAGUUUGUUCUAACCAAAGCACAUUGAAGUAGGCAGUGGACCUGAAGCUGAGCAAGGUCCCUCUGACCACCACACGUUUAAAGAGGGGGAAAAAGUCUGGAUGAGGUUCACAAAUCACAUGGGGACCAAGCAGAGAAGGAGCUUUUGGGUGAGCACCGAUGCCUGGAACCAUCCACCUCAAACUGCCGAGUGAACUGAAACGCCUCUCCUGUGCCCACCUGAGGGGUUUCAACCCACAGGUUCCUCCCCCCACUAUUUUUAACACACCCAGAAAAGCUGGACUAAUCCUUCUUCUCUCAAUACAUCUGUUCCAUGUUUGCUGGAUGCCUGAAGCAUCAAUCCCAGCAGCGGGAUGCCAGCAUCCCAGUGCCAGCAUCUUGGAAGUACAACAGGCUGACGAGUAAGCAGCUACGUAACGCUCCACGCGUGAAGAGCAGCCGUACAUCACACCCUCUUCAAAACAAACAAGUUUCAGCUAAUCUAGUUGUGAGGAAAAAAAAAAAAAAAGCUUUCUUGCUUUCCGUGGCUAUAUAAUCCAGCAGCUGGUUGGAUUACAGAUAUGCUCGGUGUUUGCCUUUGUUUUCAGGCACAUCUAUCUACCAACAGCCAGAGCGACUGCUUCCAGUUGCUAUAAAGGAAAAUGUUUACAGCACAAACCCCAAGUAACACUGCAAGGAAGGAAAGAGAAAUAAGGAGGACACCAACUGCACACACUGCUUCCUGGGAUUUUUUUUUAUUUUAUUUUUUUGUUUUAGUCUUUUUUUUUUCUUUUUUUUUUUUUUUUUUUUUUUUAGUAUGGAGGCUCAAGUAUCAGAUGUAGAUUCAAUUUAAGCUUUACAAAAAACAAAAUCAAAACAAAAACCCCUUUUGCAUUCCAUAAAAAUUGACAGAAAAGCGCCUUGGAACCAGGCUAUAGAAGAGCAGAACUUUCAGCAGGUCUCCUAAUCAACGUCUCCUUGCAAAUCUGGUUUAGUCAGUAUAGUACAACACCGAGGAACACCCUCUCUUCCCUCCCACCCACCAGCCAUCCCCUGUGCCCAGCCCCCAAACAUACGUGGAAUAGAUUAUUUUUUUUUUCCAGUUCUUCCUCUUUCACACACCACAGUAUUUAAUAAAUUUUUGUUUUACAUUUUUUACACCAAUGUAACAAAAGGCAGGAGGGGGUGGGAAGGAAAAGACAAACAAUGAUCCGUGUUUAUGCAUAUAAAUGGGGAAGGGUGGAAGAGGGGGGGGAAAAAAAUACAUGGACUUCUACAGAAACGUAGCCUAAGGUCUCAAUAGUAAAAUGUGGUGCAAAGUAGGCCUCAGAGACUGAAAAAGUUUGUACAGCUUUAUUCAUGGGGAGAAGAUGGCGUUGCAUGGAUAGUACUGAAUGCAAAUUGUGACGUGACGUAACAGAAAAGGGCAAGGGGGGGAUGAGUUUUCUAAGAAAGGAAUCUAAUGAGUGCAUGGCAUGUCUUUUUAGCAUGAAGAGUAUUUUAACUUUGCUGCUUUCUCUUCAAAGCCUCCACCAGGUCGUUUUUAAGAGCUUCUUGUUUUGAUUUGUCUGCAAAAGUCUGCACAGACCUGCGGGGAAGAAGGAAAUGCAAGUCAGAGGCGAUGCAUUUGAGAGAUGGAGUUUUUAACAGUUCUCCUGGCAUGUGAGUCAAUAGGAAGGAGAAGCACCUCAACCCAGGCUUAGAGGGAACAAAACUCAGCUUGCCUGUUUUAAUACGGAAAGCAGAAGGCAAAAUGAACACUUCAGUGAGUAUAUCAAAGCGAAAUUCACUCUAGCAAGGAUGGCACCAAGAGACACGCUUCCCCAGAAGUUCCACUCGGCCUCCAGUUGCUGGAGGGCGAUUCCCAAUUUUUUACGUUACAGAUUGGAAAAACCCCAGUGUACCACCAGCAAAGGGUGUUAGCGCUCUCGCUCUCCCAGUGACCGUGACGGGAAGGCAGAGAAAAUCCAGCCUCCACCCACGAACGUGAAAAGGGCCAGGCUGGGGGAGCUCCUGAACCUUUUUGCAGACUGUUCACCCAGGGUCGAGCAGCCGCAUCAAGACUUCCCUCCAGUGUAUUCACCAGUGGGAAAGGCAGCCAGAGUUUCUGUUCUUGAAUUUGGUUUUCCAGUUUGUACCUUACCUAGAGCAGUUAGUGAAUCAAAGCAGCCAAAGAAGAACAGAGAUACUGUCAGCAAGAUUAUUGCAGGGGUUCCCUUUAUGCUAAAAGUUUGGUUAUAGAAGAAAAGCUACAUUUUUUAGGAGUCAUCUUGGCUCACCGCCCUGUAAGAUCAUUGUGGAGGAACCUCCAUUUUCAAUGGUACAAUAAGAAAUUUCCACUUUUAAAAAAGCCCUCUUAAAUGUGACCAUUGAUAGAAUACUAAUACUAAUAAUCUUCAGGAGUUGCUACCGCAGAGAAGUGGUUAGGAUCCAGUUUGGUAGGAUUUCUCCCCACAUAAACCAUAUUUCACACCCUUUUCAGUACUCAAAGCUACCUUAUUUUGCCUGGAUGCUGUCUCCUGUAAACAAGGCCGCUCUUUGUGUCAGUUAUUUUCCUAACAUUUUUAUAACAGUAUUUCCAUUCUCUUGUCUCUGGAGACUUCCGCUGCUUUAAUAAAAAUAUAUACAUUUUA
This is a messenger RNA of Aquila chrysaetos chrysaetos, 6882 nucleotides long. RefSeq names its product solute carrier family 66 member 1 (gene SLC66A1). The transcript is spliced from 8 exons. The coding region runs from base 495 to 1415 and encodes 306 amino acids. NCBI's taxonomy places the organism in Eukaryota, Metazoa, Chordata, Aves, Accipitriformes, Accipitridae. The record is from RefSeq and is a predicted model, not a curated record.